Molecule: messenger RNA, 1088 nt
Organism: Larimichthys crocea (large yellow croaker)
Lineage: Eukaryota; Metazoa; Chordata; Actinopteri; Sciaenidae
Product: extensin-2-like
Exons: 3
Coding region: 63-974 (303 amino acids)
Source: RefSeq, a predicted model, not a curated record
UCCUGUCUCGUAUAUAAGUGGUGCUCUCAGAGAAGAAGAUAACAUUUCAGCUGUCAAGCAAAAUGGCCAUGUGGUUUCCUGCAAGCCAGUUGCUCCUCAUUGCACUGUUGAGCUGCAGUGUCUAUUGCUUUCCUGCCAAAGGUUGGCGCCAGCAUGAUCCUAAUACAGGCAGUUCCUCUAAUAUGGAGGCAUCUCCUGGCUUUCAUUAUUCUUCGCCCCAAAGUGCUCCUAUUCAGCCUUCUAGUAUGAGUUACCCUGCUGUUUCACAGCCUCAUGAACCGGUUGGAGAAGUGUAUUCUAGUCCUGAAGUCCAUUCAGCAAGCUCUAGUGCAGGUGUGGCUUCAAGGAAUGCUGCUCCUAGUUGGAAUACUGUGCAAGAGUCUGCAACUUCCUACACAUCUGAGCCCAGACCUGGCGCUCUUCCCCCUCCGCCUUUGUAUCAGGCAGGUGAGCUUGCGCAGUUUGACGCAAAUCUGGAGUAUGGUAAUUCAGAAAGGGAAACUGAAGAGCUAGACUUUCCCCCACCUGCUCCAUACCCAGAACCACCUGCUCCAAUCUACCAGGGUGGUGAGUUGAGUAACUAUGAAGCCAUCUUUGAUCAUGGAAAUGAAGAGUGGGAAACAGAAGAACAAGGUUUCAUGCCCCCGGAUCCCUAUUUCUCAGCCCAAGCAUUGCCAGUUGCUCCUACGGCACCUGAAGUGUUGCCAGCUGCUCCCACGUCUGAAAGGUCCAUGUACCCAGGUUCACAUGGACUAGGACCCUAUGAGUACUACCUCUUCUUGACUGGUCAGCUUCCUCCUGGCACGCUCACUCACUUCAGCUCAGAAUAUGAGAAUGGUGCAGACUACUGGGAUGAGGCCCAUUAUGAGAGAUACCAUUAUCCUAUGGCUCAAGUUCCAACCAUCACCACACAGACCCAGGAGGAUUUCAGCGACAUACCCUGGCAGCAGCCCCAGUACAGUACCAAAUCUUAAAAUGGGACUCUAAAUCUUCGAACCAACUUGACGGCCGUCCGGUAAAGGCAGUGCUGUAGUUCUGCAGUUUACUCAUGUCUUCUGAAAUUUAAAUAAAACCCUAAAUGAACACCA